CUAAAAUUUGAUUAGGUUCCGAAUCAGUGGAAAGUUUAAACACUGAUAAGGCUUCGGAUUUGAAUAGUGUCACAUUUGGGGCAAAAUGAGGACUCUUUUAGUACUGCUGUGUGUGACAGGACACCAUUUAGCUUUAGGUAUUCCUAUCUAUGGUUUUGAGGGCGCGAGCAGUGCCGUACAGACAGGGCGCACCCUGCACUAUAAAGUUGACAUAGCCAAGUGUGACCUAAUCACUGGUUCGGCCAUAAUCCCGGAGUUUGCCGAGACGUUCGGAGGUCACGUGACAACAUGGCGGAGUUUCAAUGACAGGGAUAUAUCGGAUGAACCAUUCCUUGCUUUCUUCGACCAGAAAAUGUUGUUUAAUAAUACAGGUGGGUUGAUGCAGGUGUCCCGAGAGGUUGAGGUGUGGGGAAACAACAGCGCCAUUGUCACCACCGUCCUCUACACCCCGGACUUCCGCACCGUACACGACAUGUACAUACACCGCUGCUCGCUCACCGCGGAAAAUAAGACUGGUGCAAUAUCGUUCAACGCUCCUGAGGAGGGGCCAGCACGUUUACACGGGUUCGCUGAGUUGCUUGAGGCCCUGGAAGGGGGAAGCUAUGUCCACUUCAUGGCCAUGACCUUCAUCUGCCAUGGGGGCAGGGAACACUCAUUCUCUAACUUCGGUGGCCAUAUUCAAAACUACGAAUUAGGUCGUGGGGAGGUGGUGAGCGUGGGUGAAGGCAUCCGCAGCUACGUCCAGCAACUUGUGCACUACGAUCGCCGGGCCGCUAGUCACGUGGUUGACGUCGUCUCUAUAUGGAUGUAUAGUAACCGGACGGUAGAGAUCGUGGACACGCGGGGAUUGCCCCCGUUCACGGACCUUGGCCACAAGCACGUGUCCUACUGCUAUCUUGACAACGGCGCACCCGGAGCUUCAUUCGAAAUUUACGCCUGAUUUGGAAACUAACGGCUUUUAAAAAAAGGCUAUGCGCCAGGUGGUCCUAAAAUCGGCAUAAAUAGCGUUUAAUACUAAAUUAUA
This is a messenger RNA of Mya arenaria, 1024 nucleotides long. RefSeq lists its product as uncharacterized. Bases 86 to 940 code for a protein of 284 amino acids. The transcript has 7 exons. NCBI's taxonomy places the organism in Eukaryota, Metazoa, Mollusca, Bivalvia, Myida, Myidae. The record is from RefSeq and is a predicted model, not a curated record.